AUGGUAUCUGCCUCCGUGUCCCGUUGCCAGAUUCACGUGUUGCCGUCGUGGUCGUUUGCGCCACCGCCGUACUGUUCGCGCAGAUAUUAUAACCCUUGCCCGAACAAGACUCCCAGCCCACAUUCACCCGCAGUAGCCCACAGUCUCCCACAGUUGUCGAUAUUCACCCACAGCAACCCGAGUUCACCAAUAACAGCCUGCAGUAGCAUGCUUUCGCCCACAGAAGCCUAUAUGUACCCAAAAGGCCGAUGUUCACCCACAGCAACCCAUGUUCACCAACAACAACCUGCAAUAGCCUAUAGUCGCCUGCAUCCCACACUAGACCAUAUUUACCCAAAGCAGCCCAAAAGCACACAUGGUAACCCACACAAGCCCUCAGUCUCCCACAACAAAUCACCCACAAUAACCCACAUUCACCCACAGCGGCUCACAGUCAAGUCCCUCCCACACUCAGCCACCAGUACCGCCCCUGCUGCUACCACUCCCGCCGCCGCCGCCGCCGCCACACCCCACAGCGAGGCGCGCCGACCGACAAAGGGGCAUAAAGCAGGUUGUGGAAAGGCUCCGACAUAA
Messenger RNA from Penaeus vannamei (Pacific white shrimp), 573 nucleotides. NCBI's taxonomy places the organism in Eukaryota, Metazoa, Arthropoda, Malacostraca, Decapoda, Penaeidae. The record is from RefSeq and is a predicted model, not a curated record.